ACUCUGGGGAGCGGCGAUUUGCGUCAUGUGGGGCACGCCCCUUGCAGGGCCUGGGCUCGGCUGGUUCUGCUCCCUGGGCUGUCGUCGUAGCGACAGGAUUUCCGCGGUUGUGCAACGGAACCUCCCGGGCCUGGAGAGUCCUGGGCUUAGCAUCCCAACUUCGAUCGGCCCCGGGGUCCGGCAGCCCAGCCAUGGCCGGGGCGGCGGCGGCGGCCAGCUACGGGGCCCGCGGCGCGCUCUCGCCACACACGCUCCUGUUCGACCUGCCGCCCGUGCUGCUCGGCGAGCUCUGCGCGGUCCUGGACAGCUGCGACGGCGCGCUGGGCUGGCGCGGCCUCGCGGAACGACUUUCAAGCAGCUGGCUGGAUGUUCGUCACAUUGAAAAAUACGUAGACCAAGGUAAAAGUGCAACAAGAGAAUUACUUUGGUCCUGGGCACAGAAAAACAAGACCAUCGGUGACCUUUUACAGAUUCUCCAGGAGAUGGGACAUCAUCGAGCUAUCCAUUUAAUUACAAACUAUGGAGCAGCCUUGACUCCUUCAAAGCAGAGUCAUCAGGAAGAUGGAUUUCCAAACAAGUUAUCCAAGGAAACAGCUAACAUCACAGUGGAUAAUGUUCUUAUCCCUGAACAUAAUGAAAAAGGAAUAUUGCUUAAAUCCUCCAUCAGCUUUCAAAACAUCAUAGAAGGAACGAAAAAUUUCCACAAAGAUUUCCUAAUUGGAGAAGGGGAGAUUUUUGAAGUAUACAAAGUGGAGAUCCAAAACCGAGCAUAUGCCAUUAAAUUAUUUAAACAGGAGAAAAAAUUGCAAUGUAAGAAACAAUGGACGAGGUUUUUGUCUGAGCUUGAAGUUUUAUUACUGUUUCAUCAUGCAAACAUACUGGAGUUGACUGCAUGUUUUACAAAGAAUGAGAGGUUCUGCCUGGUUUAUCCAUAUAUGAGAAACGGAUCACUUUACGACAGAUUGCAGUGUGUAGGUAAUACGGUCCCGUUGUCUUGGCACACUAGAAUGGGUAUAUUAAUCGGAACCUCCAAAGCCAUUCAGUACUUGCACAGCAUCAAACCGUGCUCGGUCAUCUGUGGCAGUAUAUCAAGCACAAACAUACUUUUGGAUGAUCAGUUUCAGCCCAAACUAACUGAUUUUGCCAUGGCACACUUCCGACCCCACCUAGAAUGUCAGAGUUCUACCGUAAGCAUGACCAAUAGCAACAGUAAACAUCUGUGGUACAUGCCUGAAGAGUAUAUCCGACAGGGCAGACUUUCCAUUAAGACUGACGUCUACAGCUUUGGAAUUGUAAUAAUGGAAGUUUUGACAGGUUGUAAAGUGGUGUUAGAUGAUCCAAAGCAUGUCCAGCUGAGGGAUCUCCUUAUGGAAUUGAUGGAGAAGAGAGGUCUUGAUUCAUGUCUUUCAUUUCUGGAUAAGAAAGUACAUCCCUGUCCUCGGAAUUUCUCUGCCAAGCUGUUCUCACUGGCAGGCCAGUGUGCAGCGACACGGGCAAAGUUAAGACCUUCAAUGGAUGAAGUCCUAAGUGCUCUUGAAAGCACGCAAGCCAGACUUUAUUUUGCUGAAGACCCUCCCACCUCACUCAAGUCCUUCAGGUGUCCUUCCCCUCUGUUCUUGGAUAAUGUACCGAGUAUUCCAGUGGAAGACGAUGAAAGCCAGAAUCAUCACUCACUGCGUCAUGAUGACAGUUUGAGGAAAGAUGGAAUGAUGCAAAAAAUUCCUUUUGAGUGCAGUCAGUCCGAAGUAACAUUUCUGGGCCUUGGCAGUAAGACAGGGAGUGAGAGAAAUGAGGACACUUGCAACAUGCCCAGUUCUUCUUGUGAAGAAAGUUGGUCUCCGAAGCAGGCAGCUCCGUCCAGGGACUCAAGCACCAGUGGUACGACUGUGGACCCUUCUGCAGAAGCUCCAGGCCGUUCUUACAGAAGCAGGCUGGUGGAGACUAGCUGUUCCUCUGAAUUUUCCUUGAGUAAAUGUGAACAGUACAAAAAGGAAUCAAUUUCACCAGAACAUAAAUAAGGAAGCAAGUAUUUGUGAGUCGCCAGAGCUCAGGCAUCACCUUGGGAAUACACUGUCUCCAUGAGGAGAGCCGGGAGGAUGGCUGGUGGAGAAUUUGGGUAAUGCAGACCAACAAUCUGGGUAAUUCCAUUCUAAUUCCAUUUGUCCAAAGGAGAGUGACUUAAGAAAUUGCUUUAUCAGGGUAAUUCCCUGAUAAUCAAACCUAGGCUAAAGUAGAGCCAUUCAGAAUUACUUAAGAUCAUGGGCUCUGACUUCAGACAAACAAAAGUUACCAAAGGGACUAUAUUCCGUUUUCUCCUUCAGAGCCUCAUCUGCUAAGUGUGUUCGGUUCAGCUGGAUUCCAUUGUUUGGUUUAGUUUGCUUGUGAAGGUUGUAGGAAAUGUUUAAUUUGUAAAUGUUAAGAGAUGCUUUUUAAAGAAUUACUUUUUUAAAAAAUUUCAGUUAACCCUUAAUAUUUUUCUGUUCAUUCCUGUUAAGCCUGCCUGCCUGGCAGUGAGCCAGGUUCACCCUUGUCUGUUGGUUAAGGCAUGUUCCAUGUAGAGAGGGGAUUCCUGCCCAAGACCUGUGUUUCUGGGUUUAAGCUCUUGGAUAGUUUAUCACAUCUAAUAUAGGUAUAUUACAAAAAACAAUAUUUUUGUUUUUUAGAUCUGGAGACCUGUUAUAGCCUAAGUAGAAUGUAUGAGAUUUCAACCAAGUAAUUUUUGUUUCUGAAAAAAUAGCUAGUCACAGUUCAGCUUUUUGUUUGAUUGUAUACCUUCCAACUCUGUGCCUUUGCUUCUGCUGUUUACCAGAUUCAAAUCUACCCCAUCUUUUAGAGCCCAGCAGAACUUCCAUUUGUCCAGGAAGCUUCCCUAAUCUCUCUAGCCAGAAGUACUUAUUUUGUCAGCAUUUCUAUAGCAGUCUCUUUGUAUUUCCAUUUUAUACUUAUCACUUUCUGAAUUAUAUCAAAGUUGCCUGUGCCAUCUCCUCCCUCUUACUAAAUUGUAAACUUGCUGUAUUAGUUUCCUAUUGUUGCUGUAACAAAUUAUCACAAACAUAACAGGUUAAAAGCAACAUAAAUUAUUUUGAAGUUCUAGAGAUCAGAAGUCCUUGGUGUUCUUUCUGAAACUCUAGGGGAAAACUCAUUCCCUUGCCUAUUCCAGCUUCUAGAGGCCACCUGCACUCUUCGGCUCAGGACCCCUUCCAUCCUCCAUCCUCAAAGCUAAGUGCUGGACCCCUCAGUGCCUACAGUGAGAGGCCAUUAGUGAAACUGAUUAACACCAGGUCUCUGCCAUUACUUAGCAGUAUAGCACCUUUAAAUCUAGAUCUCUCUCUUUCUCUGACCUCUUUAUCACCUCUUUUGCUUACUUUGGCCCUCUUGCCUCUCAUGAAGACAUGAUGAUUGCAUUGGGCCCACUUAGGAAAAUCUCUACAUCUCAGGGUCCUUAAUUUAAUAACAUAUGCGAUGUCCCUUUUCUCCAGCAAAGUAGUAGAUUCACAGGUUUCUGGAAUUAGGACAUGAACAUCUUUGGGGAGGCCAUUACUCUAUCAUACACUCUAAGUGUGUUGCUGCCAUCUCUUCAGGGCCUUGCAUGUUAUCCUCUACAGAACAGGUGUUUCCUUGUAAGUUAAGCUGAGUUAAACCAUCUCUGUGAACCCACAUCAUCAAAAAUUCAGCUAUAGUAAACAUUGUUGAGUAAAUUAAAGUGGGGAAAAUGACUUUUUAUUAUGAUGAAUAGAAGCACUGUAAGAAACCCAUUUCCAGAGGGUUUACAGAAGUGCUCUCUUUAGGAUAUUUAUAACAAAAGGUAGACCUGUAGCUUUCUGUGCAUCAGAGAACAGACCUGUGCCUUGUGUGUGUGUGUGUGUGUGUGUGUGUGUGUGUGUGUGUGUGUGUGUGUGUGUGACUAUGGUUGGGUUAAUCAUAGACUGGAGUCUAGAUUCAAGAACAACUGAUCAAAGAAGGAAGUAUUCAGGAAUCAGGUCAGGUUAACAGACCAAGGUCAGAAAUGGAGCUACAGUUCUGGAAAAAAAGGAUCUCUUGGCCCAAAGUGAGAUUCAAAACACACUAAGUCUUAGUCUGAUUGACAGGCCAAAUGAAGGCCCCAGGUAAGUAGUUGGGGGAGGUCAUGCUCACAGGCAGAUCUGCAGGGGACCUGGCUGCCCCUUGCUGUCUUCCCCAGCAAAACUGCCCAGGUGCUAAAACUAGUAGGGAAAAAUGUUUGACUAGACUUCAUAUGAUUUUAAUUCUUGUGACCUGCCCUAGCUUGGCACCUCUUGAUUUGCCAUGUUAAUGAAAGGAAGAAGUAUAAGCCUUUGACAUUUGCCUUUAUUUAUUGUAAACCAUUCUGAGGCUGGUUUAGCUUAUCUCAGAGAUGUAGUCUGAAAGUGUUUGGGCUGAACUGGGAAUAUUAAUUAGGAAUUGUGUGAAGCUGCCACUAAUAAUUCAAGAGAGGUAAUCAAGACAAUCAAGAAUUCACCCCUUGUUAAACUGUUUUUCACUUUGAAUCUGGACACACACACACCAGUACUUUCAGUGUGCAGUCAUAAAGGAAAUUCUGAUUAAUACCAGGCCCACACCUUUACAUGGCACAUGUAUAAUCGGCUGGUAUUAUGUUGGUUUGAACUUGCUUAUUAGACUUAAAGCAGUGUAUUUCAGACUUAAAUGUGCAUCUGAGCAAUGUGGAAUGCUUGUUAAAACACAGACCGCCCCACCCAGUUACUGAUGCAGUAGGUCUGGGGUUAGAAAUUUGACUUUCUAACAAGUUCCCAGGCAAUGCUGAUACUACUGAAGUGCAGGCCACUCUUUGAGAAUCACUACCUUAAAGUGCUCUCAGAUUGUUACAGAUCAAUAGACUCUGCCUUUCCAUCUAGGUUAUAUGCUUUUUGCGAGACUAAUCAUUUCUUUUAAUUCCUUUAUAUUUACCCUAUUACCUAGGAGUUUGCUUAGCACAGAGUAGGAGCUCUAGAAAUAUUGUUAAUCGGUAAUCUUUUUUUGCUAGAUUACCUUGUGAGUCUGUGACUUUUUUGGACAUCUUAAAGACCAAAUCAGAUUCGCUGACCUUAAAGACCAAUAUCAGAUUAGUGAUAUAAGCAGAUGCCAUUGUGGCUGGAAAUCAUCAGAGUCUUCAAUGAAGGAUCCAGUCCUCCUGACUAGAUUUGCCUUCUAGUGGGUUCAUAGAUGUUAAGAGAGAGGAAUUAACUCUUGCAUCCUGCUAUGGGUAACCAGAGGAUAUCUCGAUGACUUCAUGGUGUAGAGACUAAAGUAGAGGAAGACCAGGGAUGAGCCUCCAAGUGUUUUCUCCAAUCAGCAAACACGAGUUAGUGAAGAGUUUCACUCAUCCUCAUCCUUGUAACACACUGUGGACAAUCCUCCAGGCAGAUCCUAGUUACUUAUUAGGGUUUUGGUCCCUUUUUCUAAUGUCCUAAAACAUAGGGAAAAUACUUUAUUAUUUUAUUUUUGAAAAUAGGUAUAGGAUUUCUGACAGUUUUAUUGACUUCUUGAGAAUUGUUAUAAUGAUCCAUGACUCACCACAUAAUGGUGUCGUUUCAUGAGCCGGUACACCAGCCUGUACAAAACAACUUUUCUGACCUGGGGUACCAUGAGUAGCAUUUAUUAAGUAUCUGUCAGAACCCAGCACUGUACCGGCUACUAGGAUACCAAGUAAGGAAGAAAAGGUAUCUACCCAAGUUAGCAUUCAGGGACAAGUGUUAUUUGAACUACAAACCAAUGGAACUGAAAGGAAGGGCUGAGAGGGUGAGGAGAGGCAGGGGCUGUGUGCACUCUCCCGAGGAUAAAGAAGGCUUCUUGGAGAAGCUUGCUGGGGAAAGAGAAGCGAGCAAGAGAGGUGGGAAAGAGGGUCCAAGAAGCACUCCAGGAGGUAGUAGCCAGGGAACUGAGGUCCUCAGCUCUGCCAGAGCUCUGCAUAGCCCCGUCUCCAGGGCCGGAAGGAUGGGGUGAGGGCAAAGGGAACUGGGUCCAGAGCUUUGUGUAUUUUCCUAUCUACCCUCCCAGUCACCUCCCAAAGGUAUGAAUCCCAUUUUGUAGAUGAGGAAACUGACUCAGGGAGGUCAAGGAACUUGCCUAGGGCCUCCCACAUCUGGAGAGUCAGGACUCGAACCCACAUCUGUAUGACUUCAAAGCCCAUGCUCCUUUUGUAUUCCACACUGCCCAAAGAAGCCACUGCAGAUUCAAGCUCCUAUGACAAGGGACAGAUGCGAGAAGUCGUUUGCUGAUUCCACAGAUGUUCAGUAGGCACACAGGCCUUACCAUGUCUUCUGCCUUUUGCACUAUUCCUGCCCCUCCGCUACAUUUGCCCACCUCUUCAGUUAUUUGAUGUGAGUUAAAUGAGUUCACUCGUCCAUUUGUUUUUUCAUUGAAUAAAUAUUUAUCAACAGCAUCUUUUGUGUCAAGCAUUGUUCUAGGGGCUGGGGAUACAGUGAAGAUCAAACCCAACAAAAAUCCCAGCCCUCACGAAGUUUGUUUAACUGAAUAAAUGAAUGGGUGGUUGAGUAGGAAGUGCUGCAGGGGAAUUUUAUUCCCGAUUCUAGCACUAACUGGCAACUCUCUAUGAGACCAAAUGCACUGAGCCAUCUCAGAAUGUUGUCCAGACGUAGACCCUGACUUCUCUGCCAGCUCUUCCAUAGAGGAUCAGAGAGGUUUUCUCCUUGUCCUGUUGUAUACUUGAUAUCACCAUGGUAGCCUGAUGCUCUGCUGUUAGUGUGCACUUACAACAUGCUUUGUGGCUAUUGUGCAGAUCCUCUUCUUCCAGGGACCUGUGAUUUCUUCAGGGCAUUUAUUUGACUACUGGUGACAUCUUCAGUAGACUUCUAAGGAAUCUGAAGACCUACACAUGCUUCAUCUCACUCUCACUCCAUAAUGGAAUUGCCCGUUGACUUCUCUCUUCUCCCAUGAAAUUGAAACAUUACUGAAGGCAGGGGCUGCAUCCUGCUCAUUUUUGUGUCCCUAAUAGCACAGUACCUGACACAUCAUAUGGACCAACAAAUAUUUAUGAAAUGAAUGAAUCAAAUAGUCCUUCAGAACAUCUUUAAAAUCAGUGGUAUCUAGUGUAUCCAGACUGUCAUCUAGAUCGCACCCAAAAUUUCUUUCUAAUAUCUGUACUGUCAUCAAUCACUUGCUUAAAUGGUUCCAUCUCAUCA
Manis pentadactyla (Chinese pangolin) is the source of this 7157-nucleotide messenger RNA. It is a transcript of the gene IRAK3, whose product is annotated as interleukin 1 receptor associated kinase 3. The record is from RefSeq and is a predicted model, not a curated record. The transcript has 12 exons. Gene Ontology annotation, biological process: interleukin-1-mediated signaling pathway; intracellular signal transduction; negative regulation of MAP kinase activity. Gene Ontology annotation, molecular function: protein serine/threonine kinase activity; protein binding; ATP binding. NCBI's taxonomy places the organism in Eukaryota, Metazoa, Chordata, Mammalia, Pholidota, Manidae. Gene Ontology annotation, cellular component: cytoplasm; nucleus; plasma membrane. Bases 192 to 2018 code for a protein of 608 amino acids.